Molecule: messenger RNA, 678 nt
Organism: Oikopleura dioica
Lineage: Eukaryota; Metazoa; Chordata; Appendicularia; Copelata; Oikopleuridae
Source: the annotation of a GenBank genome assembly
AUGACUCCACAAAAAGAAGAUCGACUAAGGUUGCGCUUCAAGUUGGAGAAAGGGGAAAACGGAGAGCUUGAGGUUGUUAGUACAAAGCGGGAGAAUUCCUCACCACCACACGGAAUCGGAAAAUUUGCAGGCUCCGCGUACAAUAUCCUCUCCCGUGCGUUCGUUGACUACACGCUUAACAAUUCAACUGUGUUAGAGAUUCUCCAUUGGAGCCGCGAUACGCUCACGCCAGACGAGUUUCUCUGGGCAGCACUAAGCAGAUUUCCAGGAGCGCCAGGCUCCUUACCGUCAAAUCGCCAAUAUGACAAGAAUGAAUUCCAGAGUCUCGCAAGAAUUGUUAAAUGGCGAGGUCACGUUCAAAAUGGACUCUAUCCAAAGUGCUAUGGAAGCUAUCGCCAUGGAAUCUGCAUCUAUGGAGCAGGCGAUUUGCCCUGGCUACUCAAACAGAAGCACCUCUUUGCGAACAAGUUCAGCGCAUGGAACGACGAUUUGGCGCUACAGUGCUUAGAAAAUUAUUUGAGAAAAAAAGAGCUGUCUGAAACAAUUGAAUUUUCUAAAAAAAAUAAAACUUAUCAUUUACCACUACGUCAAGUGGGUAGGCUUGACUCUCCCAGAAGCUUCAUCUGCCCAGCCUGGGAGAAUGAAGCUUCUGAGUCCAAUGAAACAAAAGUUAUGUAA